AUGGACUCAGAUAGUGAUAUUGAAACUCAUAUAGUUGAAGAUAUAGUUGAAUCAAAUAGUUUAACUGGACCUAAAUUAAUUUUAAACUCUGAGAGAAUUCUUUACAGAGCUGAAGAGAUUAAAUAUAAACCAUUCAAUGGGAUAAAAGAGAUUCCAUUUAUUGAAACUUUGGCUAUUACUGCUCCUAUAAAUAAAUGCAAUUUAGAUAUUGACUACAAGGACAGUUUAGCAAGAGAAAUAAGUUUUUAUAAUACUGCUUUAAAUAAUGUAAAAGAGGCUUGUAAUAAACUAAGUGAUUUAGGAAUUAAAUGGAAUCGUCCAAAUGAUAUGUUAGCUGAGAUGUUAAAAAGUGAUGCUCAAAUGAGGUCAAUCAAAGCAGAUUUACUUAAACAAGAAGAAAAAAUUAAGGUAGUUCAGAAUAGAAAAAAGAGAACUAUAGAGAAGAAAUUUACUAAGAAGAUUCAGGUUGAAAAGAAGAAACUAAGAGCUCAAGAAAAGAAAAAUAAUAUUAAAGAAAUAGAACGGUGGAAGGCAAACAGAGAUAAAAGUAUACCAGUAGAAGAGUCAUUUGAUAAAUUCUUUACUAAUAAGAAGGUAGUAAAAAGUUCAAAAAAUAAGCAAGGAAAGGAUAAAUCAGAAAUAUCUAAGAAGAUAGGUACAAAUUCAAAAUUAAAGAAAUUAAAAAGAAAUAAAAGUUCUAAAAGAUAA
Molecule: messenger RNA, 708 nt
Organism: Cryptosporidium muris RN66
Lineage: Eukaryota; Apicomplexa; Conoidasida; Eucoccidiorida; Cryptosporidiidae
Exons: 2
Coding region: 1-708 (235 amino acids)
Biological process (GO): ribosomal large subunit biogenesis; rRNA processing
Cellular component (GO): nuclear periphery; preribosome, large subunit precursor; nucleolus
Source: RefSeq, a predicted model, not a curated record